AUGGCUGCCACGAUCAAUAGUAACGAUAGUAAGCCGACAGAGGAAGAUAUUCAGCUCAAACCCUGGAAGUACAUCGGCUACGAAGGCUAUUCAAGUUUCCUUGCUUCUGACGAUGAAUUUUAUGUACUAAGACGUUUCAAUAGCCUUAACGUUCGGGUUGCCUUAUCGCUUCAAGAUGAGAUAUCUGUACUAGAGAAGGAAUUAUCGAAGAUCGAUGAAGACUAUAGUAGAAAGGGCGCAGCAGACGUUAACAAUGGGACGUUAAGACAUGAUCAGAUAGACCGCGCGGAACUCUUGAAUAGGAUCAACCCGAAGAUACGAUACUAUAAUGACUUCAUCAUGCAGCAAACUGCGAUGAACAAAUACCAGUCAGCACCGAGGCGGGUAAUCAAAUCGAUACGCAACUGGCAUUACAACCACGAAUAUCUUGCGAUAGAUAAGGACGAGCAGAGUUACUUGGAGGAUGAAAAGGACUUGAUUUCAAUAGUGUCAAAAGAUAAAUUGCCCGUUCGACGACUAAUCGAUCAUUCGCGGCGACUACGAACAUUUUCGAUAUGGAAGCGGGAUAGCCCAGAUAUUCCUGACUACGACGCCGAUUUUGUGUCGUAUUAUUCCGAUAAACGUAUCGACCAAUUUGCCUCUGGUAUUAUCGUGGCAGCAGGAGUUAUCAUGCUCAUCGCCCCUAUCUGGAUUCUUCAAUGGCUUCAGAACCAAGUAUAUAAACUCGUUGUCAUUACUCUGUUUGUCUUCGUCUUUCUGCUCACGCUAUCGCUCGCCAUGGCCACAAAACCGUUUGAGGCCUUGGGCGCAACCGCCGCGUAUGCUGCAGUCUUAAUGGUGUUCCUACAGCUCGGAGGUUCUAGUUAG
Molecule: messenger RNA, 867 nt
Organism: Annulohypoxylon truncatum
Lineage: Eukaryota; Fungi; Ascomycota; Sordariomycetes; Xylariales; Hypoxylaceae
Exons: 3
Coding region: 1-867 (288 amino acids)
Source: RefSeq, a predicted model, not a curated record